AUGACUGCUCCUCCUGCUCUGGGUGCCUUGGGCAUGACUUUUACAGCUAUGCGGGCCCUGCAGGCUGUUGCGCUGAUCACCAUCAUUGGAUUGACUUCCAAUUUCAUUUCGGAAAUGGUUACUGCUAGUUAUGUGCCGCCGUCGGCAUUGGUCGGCACUCUUGUUGUUGCUUGCAUCACUGCCGUUUACACCGUCAUCACGUACAUUCUCUACUGGGACUCCAUGCUCCCUCUUUUGAUCUCCACCGGUGCCGAUGGCCUCUGUCUCAUUGCCACCAUCGUGGUAGCUUGUGUGGUCGGCAAGCCCGUCAGCUACCUCUCUUGCCCCUCGCUCCCUGACAAGGGCAACACGGCCAACUUCAUUCAUUCUCUUUUCCUCAACCUCUCGCGCAAGGAUUACUUUGAGUGGGCUGAUCCAGACAAGGCAACCUGCUUCGAAAUCAAGGCCGUCUGGGGCCUCAGCAUCAGCCUCUGCGUCCUGUACUUUAUGUCCGCCGUCACGUCGGCCUGCCUCUGGAAGCGCAUCAAGGGCGGCAGCCGCCCUCCUCCCAAGGAUUUCGAAUGA
Molecule: messenger RNA, 564 nt
Organism: Pochonia chlamydosporia 170
Lineage: Eukaryota; Fungi; Ascomycota; Sordariomycetes; Hypocreales; Clavicipitaceae
Product: membrane-associating domain-containing protein
Exons: 2
Coding region: 1-564 (187 amino acids)
Source: RefSeq, a predicted model, not a curated record